CGAACUAAAGAAAUAAGUAGAGGGACGAAUAAAAUGGUUAGAAGGUUUUAAGAAUAAACCGCGUCGCGUCUCUUUUCUGGAAAAAACGAGAAACUGUGAUCUUGGCCCUUUUAUUACCCCUAUCCUCUUCUUCUUCAAUCUCUCCGAUCAAAAUCCUUUUAAGCUCUGUAGACCCAGGUUACGCAGAGAAGAAGAACAGAACAAGGAAUUAUAUAAUCAUUGGCUUGAUCAAUCUGAAUUGCAGUUCAUGGCGCUAAACCCUCAAUUACUACCCAAUGGGAUGCCUGUUCCCUUUGUUAAUGAAAUGUUCGUCCUAGUCCGAGAUGGUGUUGAGUUUGAAGUCGACAAGAUCCCUGGAGGGCAUGGAGGUCAUGUUAAGGCCAAGGGGGUGAUUUACUUGUCUAAUAUACGGAUGGUCUUUGUUUCAAGCAAGCCUGUUGACAACUUUGUUGCUUUUGACAUGCCCCUGCUUUACAUCCAUGCCGAGAAAUUUAAUCAGCCAAUAUUUCACUGCAACAAUAUUGCUGGACAAGUGGAGCCUGUGGUGCCAGAAAAUGAGCAUAGAGCUCUAUAUUCAACACACAGUUUCAAGAUCCUAUUUAAGGAAGGUGGUUGUGGGACAUUUGUUCCUCUCUUCUUGAAUCUCAUAUCAUCAGUGAGACAAUACAACAGACAAAUGCAACAAGCAGCAGAAGCAGCAGCGGCAGCUCCUCAUGUUGAUCCUCUUCAAGCCGCUCAGACACCUGUGGACGAAAUGAUGAGACAUGCGUACGUGGACCCUAAUGAUCCAACGAGGAUAUAUCUGCAACAGCCAUCAGGGGAAUCUCAGUUGAGGCGUAGAGCUUACCAUUCGGGUGCGGCGGAACAUUGAGAUACACGGAAAAAAAAAAUACAAAGGCUAUGAAUACAGAAACAGCAACAGAUUAGUGUUGCUAAUAAGCAAAACGUGUUGUUUGUUUGUUUAAAGUUGAAAACUAAAAGUCUAAAACCAUCUGUGUAAAGAAAGAUGAGACUUGUUUGGUGUGUGGAUGUAUCUGGUAAAAUUGGAGUCGUAAUAAUCAUAAGUUUGGUUCAUAUAUUGAACAAAAUGUGGGUCGAAAACCCUGCCGGUUCGCCUGAACCAUGAAAAGUCGGAUUUGGCUGAUCCGCA
Messenger RNA from Arabidopsis thaliana (thale cress), 1150 nucleotides. Its product is annotated as classical AGP protein. Gene Ontology annotation, molecular function: transcription coactivator activity. The coding region runs from base 248 to 871 and encodes 207 amino acids. The transcript is spliced from 6 exons. The record is from RefSeq and is marked reviewed. NCBI's taxonomy places the organism in Eukaryota, Viridiplantae, Streptophyta, Magnoliopsida, Brassicales, Brassicaceae.